Molecule: messenger RNA, 2436 nt
Organism: Ceratitis capitata (Mediterranean fruit fly)
Lineage: Eukaryota; Metazoa; Arthropoda; Insecta; Diptera; Tephritidae
Gene: Frmd5
Product: FERM domain-containing protein 5
Exons: 8
Coding region: 252-1844 (530 amino acids)
Cellular component (GO): cytoskeleton
Molecular function (GO): cytoskeletal protein binding
Source: RefSeq, a predicted model, not a curated record
CAUGUGCUUUUAUUUAACUAAAAAUGCAAUUUUAUUCCCACGAUUUUCAAUUUCUGGCAAAAUCACCCUUAAAACAGUCUUAUUUACAUUUCCUUUUCACUACCUUUGCACUUAAACCGAAAGCUUUUUAGUUGAGCUCAACUUAGGGUUAACAGUUACUUCAAUAGAAGAUUUGUGGUUGUAAUUUUUUUAUAUUUUGGAAGUAAACAACAGUAGGAAAGCAAAAUAAAGAGUGUAAAAUUAAAGUAAUAAUGUAUAAAAAAAAGACUGAACAAGUUGCUCACAAAUGUGUGGUUCGCCUUUUCGACGAUUCUGAUGUCCUUGACUAUGAGUUUUUGGAGAAACACAAAGGAGAUUAUCUCAUUGACCAGCUAUGCAAACAAUUAAAUAUAAAGGAGAAGGACUAUUUUGGUUUGCGAUUCAUCGAUUCAGCGAAACAAAGGCAAUGGUUAGAUUUAGGAAAGCCUAUAAUUAAGCAAUGCAAAGAACCAAUAAUCUUCACGUUUCGAGUAAAAUUUUAUCCAGCCAACCCAUUUCGCCUGAAUGCAAAUGUCCGAAUUUUGUUGUAUAAGCAAUUGAAGCGCGAUUUAAGCCAUGGUCGCCUUUAUUGUUCAUGCGAUGAGAUUGUGAUGUUGGGAGUCCUAAUUGUUCAAGAAAAAUUCGGAGACUAUAAUGAAGGAAUGCACACUGACGAUUACGUAUCUAAUAUACAGUUUUCGGCUCGGCAAACCGACACAAUCGAAAAGAAAAUCAUCGCAAGGCAUAAAGAACGUAAACCUGGACAAGAUCCAUUAGCGGUCAUAAACGAGUUUUUGGGUAUAGCGUGCCGUCUGGAAGCAUAUGGUAUUGAACCGCAUUGUGUUAAGGAUCACAAUGGUACACAAAUGUAUAUAGGAAUCAACUUUUUCGGUGUGAGCACAUUUAUUGCUGGCAAGCGAUCACAACAUUUCCGGUGGAGUGAAAUAAGAAAAUUGAGUUUCGAAGGCAGAAUGUUCAUUGCGCAUUUAAGCUAUACCGAUGCAAGCAGAGAAGUUAAAAAAUAUACAAUUGGAUUUAAAUGCGCAACGGGAGCGGCAUGUAGGUACCUAUGGAGAUGUGCAAUUGAACAUAUGCUCUUUUUUACGCUUCCUAAUUGCCGUAAUGCCCGCGUUAAAUACCGUGGCGGAAUAUUCUCCCGAGGUGCUAAAUUUAAAUACACUGGCCGUACCGAGCGAGAAAUUUUAUCUGAAGUCAUCCAUUCAUCGAGCUUUCCAUCCGAAGACAAUAAAUUAGCAGCUGAUAAGAAGUCCAACAGUGUUCCAGUAACUCCAUCUAGUCCAAAUGGUGCAUCAACGCAUAUUAGAUACAACAGUUUGCCUCGAACAGGAAUACCCUGUGCUGAUACGGACACUUAUGAUCUCAACCACUUUUUAAUGGAUUUCACAGAUGUUCCGGAAAUGGAAAAUGAUUAUGUAAUACCAACGCAAUUACUCCGAAAUUUCUGCAGUAACGAAGCGCAAACUGAAUUUACCCACGAUAAGGCAAUGAUACCGUUACCAACUUCUAUACCUCACAACGCUAGUUCUUUUAGUAACGUGCUAACAAAAUCAGCUAUGAAUACAAACACUGACCGAUCUUAUAAGGCUAUGAACAGAAAAAAUCUUCGCAAGUUUCGCAUACUACGAUAUUUCUUUCCUUCCCUAGUUUUCGUAAUAUUAUUUAUGAUACUGUUAGCUUUUACCAUUUUUGAAUCAAAAAUAGAAAUUUUUAACUUCAUCCGAAACGCACCUGAGAUUAUCAUUUUACGGGAUGAAUAUUAUGAACCUUUAAAAAAAAUGUUCAGUAAAGUAGUAAUUUACAAUUAAAAAAAAUAACACGGUUAAAAUUAGUGAGAAAUAAAUACUUCCAUAAGGCAUGAGCAUUUAAUAUUUAUUCAUCCUAUUUAAUUACUAAGCACUACUCGCCAUUAAUAGCAUAAAUACAUAUGUUUAUACGAGUAUAUGACAGCUUCCGAAAUAAAUUUAAAAAAAUCCUCUUCGAUAUAAAUACAUAUGUAUAUAUUUUUAACUGCAUUAUUGAGAGGUAAGUUACCAACUGUCAUACACUACAUUCACUAAAACCAAUCAGAGGCAAGAACAUUUUUUGCUUGUUUAAAACUAUUUGAAAAGAGGAAGUCGGAGAAGUCAAUAGUUCUCGAAUGGAUAUCGAAUGGUUCAACCAACAUCCAAAAUUUUAGUAAAUUAGCCUUUCAAAUUGCGGUCGCUCCUAAGCAGGGGGUUUCAACAUCUCAUAAAAAAACAUCACAUUAAUAAGAAACAUUAAAACUUGGUGCCGUAUCAACCAAUAGUUGCGUAAAGUUUCCUCAAACGCUUUCAUACCUGAAGCAAUUUCGUCAGUAAAUGCUACGGCAAAACUUCCAAAUACAAUGAGCACGUUUAUAUGUAUGUGACAGUGGAA